GCCCGGCAGAAGAUGGCGUUCCUGCGCUGUAAGCGAGACCCCUGCGGUGUUAUCUGUCUGAUUUUAACUUAUUUCAGCGUGUUUUACGCAGACUACGUGGUCAUACAGUAUGUCCUCCUCCCCGCCUUCACGGACAGCGUGUGGUGCACUCUACACGGAACGGUGUUCAACCUGAUUCUGCUGCUGCUGCUGGCCUGCCACUCCAAGGCUGUCUUCUCCGACCCUGGUAUUGUGCCUCUUCCUGAGACCGCCAUAGACUUCUCAGACCUUCGCUCCCAGUCGUCUCGCAUGAAUGACCGGGGCUGCGAGGGCUGGACGGUGUGCAGUCGCUGUGAAACCUACAGACCUCCCAGAGCGCAUCACUGCCGCGUCUGCCAGAGGUGUAUACGCCGCAUGGACCACCACUGUCCCUGGAUCAACAACUGUGUCGGAGAGCUAAACCAGAAAUAUUUCAUCCAGUUUCUCUUCUACACCGGCAUGGCCAGUCUGUACUCCAUGGUGCUGGUGGUGUCGGCCUGGGUGUGGCGGAUAAGGAACGAGCGAGACGGAGACGCAGAGAAAGAAGGAGAGGAGAUGCCCAGCAAGCACCUGAUAGUCGCUCACUACAUCAUCCUCCUGGUGGAGUCGGUGUUGUUUGGCGUGUUUGUCAUGGUCAUCUUUUACGAUCAGCUGGUGUCCAUAAUCACGGACGAGACUCCCAUAGAGCAGAUGAGGAACAGGCUCAUGAUGAAGGACAGAGGCUCCUCAGCUUCCUCCUCUUCCUCCUCCGCAUCCUCUCAGCCGCCUCACCACCCUCCACACACCCGCAAGCCAAAGCUCGCUCUGCUGCGGGAGGUGUUCGGACGAGGUUCGGUGUUUUGCUGGCUUCUUCCUCUCCACUCCAGCCCUCCGUCGGUCGGCGGCAUCAUCUACCACGCUCUGCCCGACUACGACGUCUGACCUUUGACCUGUGAGGGCGGGAAAAGGAUGGGGAGAGAGGUUUUGUGAGUGUGUGUGUGUGUGGUGUGUGUGUGUGUGAGAGCGAGAGAGAGAGAGAGAGUGUGUUACUUUUCUGCCUAACUACAAUGUCUUAUCUUUAUCUUUGGACCUGAGUGCUGAAGAGGAAGGAGGAUGAAGGACAAGAUGAAUGAAUGAAUGAGUGAAUGAAACGUGUGUGAUUUUACCCCCCAGGACUUAAAAGAGUUCAGCCUCAGUCCCCAGAUGCAUGAAUUCCUCUCCCAUCAUGAAGGAAGAGCUCCAGCUGCCCCUGUUCUAACUACCAGCGUUGUUUCAUUAUGUUGUGGAGGAGUUGCCCCCGUGGACACAGGCUUGACUGCUGUGGGUGUAACAAAGCUGACAUGCAUUUUGUUUUACACCAUAGCGGCUGAUAUGGGAUGCACUUGACACAUUCUGUACAUUCCGGACCAGAUUUAAUAAGAAAAUGGGGCAUUUAAUAACAUAGUGAUUCUCCAAAACAAUGACUUCAGCUAUCUUGCAAUGUACACAAAAGUGAAAAAUAAUUUUUAUGUUACGUCGUGGUUUGGAUCGGCCCCAAGAUGUAAUGGGUUCUUCAUUGGCCCAUGCUACACCCGUAGCUUUUCCAUUAGCCUGCUGACAGACAGCACAACUAACCUGAAACAUAAUCUCCUCGGUGGAGGUAAUAAGGAUAAAAACACACCUCGCCAAUGCCAAUUCAUGCUAAAAUGCCGCAAUAUGUGCCUAAUUAGGUCUGGCCCUCUGUGUUUUCUCCAGAAAAACACCCAACAGCCUCUGAAAUAACAUUACGGCUUUCGUGAGACACCAAAACUGUCCAGGGGAAACUACAGUGAUGCUAACAAGGGUACACAUCAUGCAAAAACAUGUAUGCAAAAACAUGUAUGCAUAGAUGUGAGAAAGGAGGACAGCAGGACUCGUCUCUAUCGCCCUUCAUGUCAGUCAAACCCCGGUGCAGUCUGUUUAUGAUUCUCUGGUAAUAACCUUCAACCAUCAGCUGAAAGCUACUGGUUGUUAGGCAGAUACAUUGUCCCCUAAACUAGUUUGUUACUGAAUUAUUAUUGUUUGCAUUUUUUUUUUUAAUAGAAUCCAAUUCUUUUCCCCCAGGUAAUAUUCGAGCCAAGCUUUAUAAAGUUACUGGGGAUUUAUACAAACACCAAAGGACAUAAUAGGUCAGUGUAUUUUCUAUUAUUUUUUUUAAUUGUAUUCUCAAAUCAACCACUUGAGCUCCAGAUAUUUAUUAAACGAUGACAACUAAUCACUUUUUUUUUUUUAACAAUAUUUAUGUUUUGCUCUAACAUUUAAUUAGCCACCUGUCCCCCACUACACCCUGUGAGUUAACACUACUAAACUGGUCCUAUUUAAUCUAAAAAGGAAGAAGUAAGAUGUGUUCAUGUGCUGCCUCGGGGGUUCGUGAGCAAACAGGAAAUGGAGAAUUCUGUUUGUUUCCUUUCUUUUUCCUGAUUCACGCGUUUCUUUUUGAAGAAGUUUGAUGUGCUAAUUAACUGUGUUACUACACCUACAGAUUUACACUAUUUCUACCACACACACACACACACACACACACACACACACACACACGCAUGAUUUAAAAAGGGGGAUGCUGGUUAAUAAGACACGUACACUGUUGACUUUGCUGUAAUUCUACAGUUACUUACCA
Molecule: messenger RNA, 2632 nt
Organism: Etheostoma spectabile (orangethroat darter)
Lineage: Eukaryota; Metazoa; Chordata; Actinopteri; Perciformes; Percidae
Product: zf-DHHC domain-containing protein
Exons: 9
Coding region: 13-939 (308 amino acids)
Molecular function (GO): palmitoyltransferase activity
Source: RefSeq, a predicted model, not a curated record